UAAGAUGUGUUUGCGGACCGCCAUAAAACCAAAGAAGAAGAAGUAGCUAGCUUGGCUAACCACAUCAGCUGUGUGCCACAUUUUCGUGAAGCUUUUGAACAGCGUUGCCAUCCAGACCUUUUUUUGUUGUUGCCAAGACUGAGCUCUAGGACCAGACAUGGCACGUGGUCAUCAAAAAGUCCAGUCUCAGCAGAAGAAUGCCAAGAAACAAGCGGAGGCCAAGAAGGCCAAGGGACAUGAUCAGAAGACGGCCGCAAAGGCAGCUUUAGUGCACACCUGCGGUGUCUGCCUGUCACAGAUGCCGGACCCCAAAACCUUCAAGCAGCAUUUUGAGAGUAAACACCCCAAAUCACCGAUGCCCCCAGAGCUGGUCGAUGUUGACUCUGGCAUCUGAACCGGACUCCCACUGAAGAACCCAGCUAUGUUCCUUGUUUAAGGCAAACUGUCAAUGCUGAAAACAAACCCAUCUCUCUUAUCCACACCCUCAAACAGACAACAAACCCUCUCUCUCUUAUCCACACCCUCAAACAGAAAACAACCCCCCUCUCUUAUCCACACCCUCAAACAGAAAACAACCCCCCUCUCUUAUCAA
Molecule: messenger RNA, 592 nt
Organism: Oncorhynchus gorbuscha (pink salmon)
Lineage: Eukaryota; Metazoa; Chordata; Actinopteri; Salmoniformes; Salmonidae
Product: zinc finger protein 706-like
Exons: 3
Coding region: 158-394 (78 amino acids)
Source: RefSeq, a predicted model, not a curated record